AGAGCUGAGUUGGGUAGAUCAGCAUGGCGACUUUUACAUACCAUGGCAGGCAAAUUUCCUUACAAUCCAACCAAGGAUGAACAAACUGCAAUCAAGGACUUUAUCUACCUAUUUGCUCGUCUCUAUCCAUGUGGUGACUGUGCAUCUCAUUUUAAAAUUAUUUUACAAGCUCAUCCUCCCAUAGUAACAGAUCGUGAAGCACUAUCCCAAUGGGCUUGCACGGUGCAUAAUGUCGUCAACAAACGGCUACAUAAACCCAUAUUCGAUUGCUCUAAAGUUGGAGAUAUGUGGAAGUGUGGAUGUGAUGAAGACGGCGCAGGAAACAGUACCAUAUCGGCUACAGAUAGAAAUGGAAAUGCUACAACGAUUGAAUCAUAG
Batrachochytrium dendrobatidis JAM81 is the source of this 378-nucleotide messenger RNA. RefSeq lists its product as uncharacterized. The transcript has a single exon. Gene Ontology annotation, cellular component: mitochondrion. The record is from RefSeq and is a predicted model, not a curated record. The annotation marks the transcript as partial. Gene Ontology annotation, molecular function: flavin-dependent sulfhydryl oxidase activity; flavin adenine dinucleotide binding. Lineage: Eukaryota; Fungi; Chytridiomycota; Chytridiomycetes; Rhizophydiales.